This is a messenger RNA of Capsella rubella, 672 nucleotides long. Its product is annotated as F-box/kelch-repeat protein SKIP6. The record is from RefSeq and is a predicted model, not a curated record. Gene Ontology annotation, molecular function: protein binding. Lineage: Eukaryota; Viridiplantae; Streptophyta; Magnoliopsida; Brassicales; Brassicaceae. Bases 1 to 672 code for a protein of 223 amino acids. The transcript has a single exon.
AUGGCUCGAAGCGGAGCAUCGGCAAGCUUGAUAGACGAGAAGAAGAUUUACGUGUUUGGAGGGUGCUGGGAUGUCGCUGAUUCCUCAAACUGGGUAGAGGUAUAUGAUCUCCAAACCGAUACUUGGGAGUUCUUGUCUGUCUUUACGCCUAAGAUGCCCCUCAAAAUCCGACAAAGUGUGGUGACGGACAACAACAAGCAUGUUCACGCGGUGGAUGAAGAUGGUCAAAUAUUUAACUUCUCAGCAACUGAAUGUGCGUUUGAGUCAGACGGGAGAAGAGAGUCUAACCCAGAAAAUAGAAGCAAUUGGCUUUUUGCUGUUGGUGACACGAUUUUCUGCCGUGGUACCGGCGGGAAAAUACUAUGGCGUUUUCCAUCUCAGUUGGAUUGGAAGGAAGUGCAUGGUUUGGAAGAGCUGCAGCAGCAACACUCUGGUUUUGAUAUCAUCAAAAUGUUGAUCCACUCUAAUGAGAGGAUGGCCAUCUUAUGGGAAGCCCGGCCUCAAGGUCCUCAACACAUUUUGGAGCUUUGGUAUGCCGAGAUUUCCAUGGUGAGAGGAUGCAUAGACGGUGUAUUGGAGGUUUUGGGGACGAUUGAGUGGUCCGGUCCUAUCUUCUCAGACUCAUCAGUUACUGGCCUGAACUUGUUAUUUGCUGAGACUUUCUAUCUCUGA